AUGGUCGGCUCCGAGGACAAGCCCGCAACAAUGGACGCCCCGUCUCAAAAGUCCAGCGCCCCGCCGUCUGUCACCGACAGCAAAGACGCCGUUGACACGACCGCCAUGCCUGCCGAGGAGAUCCAGGAGUCCAAAGAAAAGUCUGCCGACGAAGCGUCGCCGCAGCAAGAGGACGAAGACGAGUAUCCAAAGUCAUGGAAGCUGGGCUUCAUCACGACCGCCCUGUGUCUUUCCGUCUUUUGCAUGGCCCUGGACAACACCAUCAUUUCCACCGCCAUUCCGCGCAUCACUGACCAGUUCAAAGCCCUCGACGAUGUGGGCUGGUACGGCUCUAGCUACCUGCUCACCACCUGCGCCUUCCAGCUUACCUUUGGCAAACUGUACACCUUCUUCUCCAUCAAAUGGACAUACCUGAUCGCCCUCUUCAUCUUCGAGCUCGGCUCUUUCAUCUGUGGCAUUGCCCCGACCUCAGACGCCCUGAUUGUCGGAAGAGCCAUUGCCGGUCUGGGUUCCGCUGGAAUUUUUUCCGGCGCCAUUCUCAUUGUCAGCAAAACCGUUCCUCUGCGUCAGCGCCCUACCUACACCGGUCUCAUUGGCGCCAUGUACGGAAUUGCUAGUAUCGCCGGUCCUCUUCUGGGAGGUGUAUUUACCGACAAGGUGACCUGGCGCUGGUGUUUCUACAUCAACCUCCCCUUCGGUCUCGUCACUGCAAUUUUCAUCUUCUUUUUCUUCAAGUCGCCCAAGAUCGUCAAGAACACGGCAUCUGGCUGGAAGGCCAAGCUCAACGAGUUCGAUAUCUAUGGAACUACCGUCUUCCUUCCUGCCAUCGUGUCCCUGCUUCUCGCUCUUCAAUGGGGUGGUUCCAGGUACGCGUGGGGCAAUGGCAGAAUCAUUGCUCUGUUCGUCGUCUUCGGCGUCCUGAUCGGCAUCUUUAUCGGAAUCCAGAUUUGGAAGCAGGAGAAAGCUACGGUUCCGCCCCGCGUCUUCAAGGACCGAACCGUCUGGGCUUGCGCCUUCUUUUCUGCCCUCCUUGGCGCUGCCUUCUUCAUCAUGGUCUACUACAUCCCUAUCUGGUUCCAGGUCAUCAAGGCUGCCACGGCUGUCAAGUCGGGCAUCAUGAACCUGCCCAUGGUCCUCGGCCUGGUCAUCAUCAGCAUGAUUGCCGGCGUCCUCGUGUCGGUCAUCGGCCACUACGUGCCCUUCAUGAUCCUCUCCUCCAUCUUCAUGUCCAUCGGCGCCGGCCUUUUGACCACGCUCGCAACCGACACGGGCCACUCCAAGUGGAUCGGCUACCAGUUCAUCUUUGGUGCGGGUGUCGGCUUCGGCAUGCAGCAGACGCUGAUCGCAGUGCAGGCGGCGCUGCCGACGGCCGACAUCCCCAUCGGCACCGCCAUCAUCAUGUUCUCGCAGACGCUGGGCGGCGCCCUGUUCGUGUCGGUCGGCCAGAACGUCUACACAAACCAGCUGAUCAAGAACAUCUCGGCCGCCAUCCCCGAGGGCGGCGCCCAGCUGCAAGGGCUAGUCCUGUCCACUGGCGCCACCGAGCUACAGUCCGCCAUCACCCGCGCCUUCCCCCAGUACCUCGAUGCCGUGCUCAGCGCCUACAACGACGCUCUCACCGAGACCUUCUACGUCAGCGUCGCUAUGUCCGCGCUCAGCUUUGUGUUCGCUCUGUGCGUCAAGUGGAUCAGCGUCAAGGGGAAGAAGAUCGAGAUGGGCGGCGGUGCUUGA
Messenger RNA from Lasiodiplodia theobromae, 1731 nucleotides. Its product is annotated as MFS transporter. The record is from RefSeq and is a predicted model, not a curated record. Gene Ontology annotation, biological process: transmembrane transport. Bases 1 to 1731 code for a protein of 576 amino acids. The transcript is spliced from 3 exons. Gene Ontology annotation, molecular function: transmembrane transporter activity. NCBI's taxonomy places the organism in Eukaryota, Fungi, Ascomycota, Dothideomycetes, Botryosphaeriales, Botryosphaeriaceae.